Molecule: messenger RNA, 2740 nt
Organism: Sus scrofa (pig)
Lineage: Eukaryota; Metazoa; Chordata; Mammalia; Artiodactyla; Suidae
Source: RefSeq, a predicted model, not a curated record
ACGUGGUGGAUAGUAGUUGGAUUUGUUUUUGCUGCACCACAAUGGCAACUCCCAGGAAGUGACAUUUGAGCAGCCUAAAGGUGGUGAAUGAAUGAGUGAAUGAAUGAGUGAUUCAAUUUCUGGAGGUGAAUUGAAGCCUUGGAAAAUAUAGGCGAAGAGGGACCUGAUGCCAUGUUUUUAAAAUGCCAUUCCACGUGCCACAGCAGAAACCAGCUUGGGAGCGGGGCUGGUGGCUUUGAGGCCCGUUAGAACUUAGUCCAGGACCUAAGCAGCACUUUUAUGUAAAACACUACUGCAGCUUCUUCUUUUUAAAAGUGUCCUUAAGGAGGUGGGGGUGGGGGAGGGAAGCAAAGGAAGUCCCUCCGCCUGAUGAGCUGUGGAAAGAAAGUCUUUCUGCAUUUUCUACCAUUGCUGUCAUCAUGAAUGGCUGUUUAGAACUGCAUGUUGACUGCUGUCCCAGUGGGUUCUCGGAACCCAGCAUUAGGCGGAACAGAACCGAAAUGCUAACUCAGGGCACCGAAGCGAACACACUUGUGCUGCCAGCCUGUAAAACACGUGACCCUGGACUCCGCCCACCGGGCCUCAGUGGGCGAGUUUUGGGCGCUGGGGAGGUCUGGCCGUGGCGCCAUGCAGACUGGAGGUCCCCAGGACAGAGGACAUCUAAGCUGUCACAGAAGGCCAUGUCAGUAUUAGCCGUGGGACAGGGCUGCGGGAAGCGUCCAGGAGGAAGAGACCGGAAAUAUGUUGAGGAAGCAGAGUCCAUCUGAGGAACCGGAAGUGGGGGGGACAGAGAAGUUGGAGAGCUAAAACUGGAGCAUGAGUCACUGGAGAAACACAACCACGCCCUUCGGAAGGAGAUCCAGGCCCUUCAGGCUGAGCUGGCAUGGUGGAGUCGGACCCUGCACAUGCAUGAGCGCCUGUGCCAGAUGGACUGUGCCUCCUGCUUGGCUCCAGUGCCCCCUGGCUGCUGGGGCCAGGCUGAGCGGCCCCCAGGCCCUGUGCCCCAUGGACGACAUGGCUGCCGGGAGCAGCCAGGCCUGUUCCAGAGGCCAAUCUCCUCUCCCGCGGCUCCGCAGUUCUCUCCAGAUCCACAGCCUCAUGGUUCCCUGGGCCUCCUCCUGUCCCCUCUGCCCUCACUGUCCCUUGGUUCUGCUGCAAUCACAGCAUCUUCUGCCCAACUGUCCCCUAGCCCAUUCCAGUGUGCCUCGCCCACUGGCUCCGGCCUUCUGAGACCUUCCUCUAAGCUCAACGAUGCUCUCCUGCCCGGCCCCCCAGCCCGGCCUUCCCCUCCACAGCCCCUCGGGCUGGAGCACCCCACCAGGGGGAAGCCAGGGUCCUCACCCCAGAGCCCCUCAGCUGCUCUGGGGCUGGCCUACCUGCAGGGCAGCGAGCAAAGGCCUGCUUCCUCAGCAGCAGAUUGGCAAGGGCUGGGCGUGUGUCCCAGCUCCCACUCCCUCCUGGCCUUCCCCCUGCUCUCCUCUGCUCAAGUCCACUUCUAAUCUGGGUCCCAGAGCUGGGCUGGCCCCUUUCUUGGACUCAGGAAGCAGCCUCAGCCCAUGGGCAUCUGCACUGUUGCCACGGGUGGCUGCCUUUCUUGGCUGAGCAGCUGAACCAAGAUGUCACCAGGGCAAGGAAGCAGUCACUGUGUGCCCACCACUCUGCCAGGCCCUGUCACCGCUAUUUCUUGUUUCAAGCUCAUGGUCAUCCUGCAGACGACAGAGUAUCACUCGACUUUUUCAGGCAAGGGAAAGAGACAGAGGCUCAGAGAAGCCAGGUGAUUUGUCCAAGGUCACACAGCCUUUCUCGGGACCUGAAACACGAUCUGUUCCUCCUUCUCCAGGCGGAAUCCUAGCCCAGGCAGCCGAGGGGUCGAAGUCUUAGAAACUGAGGGCUGUUGUGUGAGGUUUAAGUGCUGAGCAUGGGGAGGGCCUCUCCCCUCUGCUUUGUGACUCCCGGGGCCACAGAGCCCUGCAGUGUCUGAAAUCCUCUCCCCACUAGGGCUGGUCCAGAGUCCAAGUCUGGGUGCGGAGGGGCCAAGCAGGAGCUGGGAAGUGUAUUCUUUCUGCCUCUAGUGGUGUUUUCAAUGCCAAAGAACUCUGAAUCUGUGGGCUUGAGCUGGGGACAAGCCUGGAACAGUCCCCCCUGGGUUUCUACAGAUUGAAUACCUACAGCCAGACCGUGACCUUGGGGAAAUUCUGCAGGGUCAGCUCUUCAGGCUCUUCCCAAAUAGUUCCCUGCCUCCCGUUUUCCCCAGGGCCAUGGUGGGUGGACCUCUGAGCGCAUUCGUGUCCUGUACAAAAGCCAAAAGGAAUGAAUGAGGGAAAGAUCAGGUGCAAGGUUAUGUUUAAGCGCGUGCUAGACUUGAACCUGGCAGCAGUGACGACUGUGUCUUCUCCAGUACCCCUCCCAUCCCUGAGCAGGCCCCAGACCCCCGUUACCCUUGGGCCCCUCGGAGCAGGGCUCCUCCUUGCUCUUUGGCCUGAUGGCAGCUGGAAGACCAGAAGCCAGGGACUAAAUGGGAGCUCAGCUGUAGCACCUGCUUGGGGGCUGGGGGUGGCAGGUUCUCAUUCAGACUCAGGACAAGCAUUGUAAGGUGCCUGAGGUGAGAAACCCCAUCUCCUCACCCAGAUUUUCACACACAUGUAAGAAGACACUAUGCUAGUAUUUGACACUCCAGGAUGCUGAGAACAAAUCUCAGCACCUCUGUUAUGGUAAAUAAAUUAAAAUGUUUUCCAAUUCU